This is a messenger RNA of Vidua macroura (Pin-tailed whydah), 7325 nucleotides long. RefSeq names its product protein tyrosine phosphatase receptor type U (gene PTPRU). Gene Ontology annotation, biological process: protein dephosphorylation. Gene Ontology annotation, molecular function: protein binding; protein tyrosine phosphatase activity. The transcript is spliced from 31 exons. The coding region runs from base 12 to 4571 and encodes 1519 amino acids. The record is from RefSeq and is a predicted model, not a curated record. Lineage: Eukaryota; Metazoa; Chordata; Aves; Passeriformes; Viduidae. Gene Ontology annotation, cellular component: membrane.
CCGGCCGCACCAUGCGGAGCGCCCGGGCGCUGCUGCUCGCCCUCGCCCUGCGGGUCUACGCGCUGGACACCGAGACGCCCGCCGCUGGCUGCACCUUCGAGGAGGACAGUGACCCCAGCCAGUGCGAGUACAGCCAGGGCGAGGACGAUGACUUCGACUGGGAGCUCAUCCGCAGUUACCUGAUGCCUCACCUGAUGCCUGACCUGCCUCACGGCUCCUACCUGAUGGUGAACUCCUCUCAGCACACCCCGGGCCAGAAGGCUCACCUGCUCUUCCAGGCGCUGAGCGAGAAUGACACCCACUGCCUCCAGUUUAGCUACUUCAUGUUCAGCCGGGACGGCCACAGCCCCGGCACCCUCAGCGCCUACGUCUGGGUCACCGGGGGCCUGGUGGGCAGCGCCGUCUGGAACGCGUCCGGCUCGCACGGCCGCCAGUGGCACCAGGCAGAGCUGGCAGUCAGCCUCUUCUGGCCCAGCGAGUACCAGGUGCUCUUCGAGGCCGUGGUUUCCAGCGAGCGCAGGGGGUACCUGGGCCUGGAUGACAUUUUGCUCCUGAACUAUCCGUGCUCGAAAGCGCCUCAUUUCUCCCGCCUGGGUGACGUGGAGGUGAAUGCGGGACAAAACGCCACCUUCCAGUGCGUGGCCGCCGGCAAGGCUGCCGAGGCUGAGCGCUUCCUCAUGCAGAGGCAGAGCGGCGAGGUGGUCCCUGCCGCCUCGGUGAAGCACGUCAGCCACCGGCGCUUCCUGGCCACGUUCCAGCUGGACGCGGUGUCCAAGGCGGAGCAGGACCUGUACCGCUGCGUCACCCAGUCCGCCCGCGGCGCCGGCGUCUCCAACUUCGCCGAGCUCAUCGUCAAAGAGCCCCCCACCCCCAUCGCCCCCCCCCAGCUGCUCCGGGCCGGCUCCACCUACCUCAUCAUCCAGCUCAACACCAACUCCAUCAUCGGUGACGGCCCCAUCGUGCGCAAGGAGAUCGAGUACCGCAUGACCUCGGGGCCCUGGUCGGAGGUCCACGCUGUCAACAUGCAGACCUACAAGCUCUGGCACCUGGACCCCGACACGGAGUACGAGAUCAGCGUCCUGCUCACCCGGCCCGGCGAGGGGGGCACCGGCAAACCGGGGCCGCCCCUCAUCAGCCGCACCAAGUGCGCAGAGCCCAUGCGAGCCCCCAAAGGCCUGGCUUUCUCUGAAAUCCAGUCCAGGCAGCUGACGUUGCAGUGGGAGCCACUGGGCUACAACCUGACCCGCUGCCACACCUACACCAUGUCGCUGUGCUACCGCUACUUCGUGGGCAGUGGCCACAACCAGACCUUCCAGGAGUGUGUGAAGAUGGAGCGGAACGCCAACUGCUACACCAUCAAAAAUCUGCUGCCCUACAAGAACAUCCACGUCAAGCUCAUCCUCUCCAACCCUGAGGGGCGCAAGGAGGGCAAGGAGGUGAUAUUCCAGACAGAUGAGGAUGUGCCUGGCGGCAUCGCCUCCGAGUCCCUCACCUUCACCCCGCUGGAGGACAUGAUAUUCCUGAAGUGGGAGGAGCCGGUGGAGCCCAAUGGCCUCAUCACGCAGUACGAGAUCAGCUACCAGAGCAUCGAGUCCUCAGACCCUGCGGUGAACGUUCCGGGCCCGCGGCGCACGGUGUCCAAGCUGCGCAACGAGACCUACCACGUGUUCUCCAACCUCCACCCCGGCACCACCUACCUGUUCUCGGUGCGGGCCCGCACCGGCAAGGGCUUUGGCCAGACGGCGCUCACCGAGAUCACCACCAACAUCUCCGCUCCCACCUUCGACUACGGGGACAUGCCAUCGCCACUGAGCGAGUCAGAGAGCACCAUCACGGUGCUACUGCGGCCGGCACAGGGCAGAGGGGCUCCCAUCAGCACCUAUCAGGUAAUUGUGGAGGAGGACCGGCCCAAGAAGCUGAAGCGAGAGCUGGGGGGGCAGGAGUGCUUCCCGGUGCCGCUCACCUUCGACGAUGCCGUGUCCCGUGGCUCCGUGCACUACUUCGGGGCAGAGCUGCCCGCCAGCAGCCUCACUGAGGCCAAGCCCUUCACCGUGGGGGACAACCAGACCUACAGCGGCUACUGGAACCCACCCCUGGAGCCCAAGAAGGCCUAUCUCAUCUACUUCCAGGCCAUGAGCAACCUCAAAGGGGAAACUCGGCUGAACUGUGUCCGGAUCGCUCGCAAAGCUGCCUGUAAAGAGAGCAAGCGUCCCCUGGAGGUGUCCCAGCACUCGGAGGAGAUGGGCCUGAUCCUGGGGAUCUGUGCCGGAGGGCUCAUCAUCCUGAUUAUCCUGCUGGGAGCCAUCAUCGUCGCCAUUCGGAAGGGGAGGAACUACUAUUCUUACUCCUAUUACCCGAAACCCGUGAAUAUGACCAAAGCCACCAUAAACUACCGGCACGAGAAGACACACAUGAUGAGUGCCAUCGACAGGAGCUUCACUGACCAGAGCACCCUGCAGGAGGACGAGCGCCUGGGGCUGUCCUUCAUGGACACCCACGGCUACGGAAACCGAGGCGAGCAGCGCAGCAGCGUGGUCAAUGAGUCCAGCAGCCUCCUGGGGGGCUCCCCGCGGCGGCAGUGCGGCCGCAAGGGCUCCCCGUACCACACGGGGCAGCUGCACCCGGCCGUGCGCGUGGCCGACCUCCUGCAGCACAUCAACCAGAUGAAGACGGCGGAAGGCUACGGCUUCAAGCAGGAGUAUGAGAGUUUCUUUGAAGGCUGGGAUGCUUCAAAGAAGAAAGACAAGACCAAAGGGAGACAGGAUCAUGUGUCCACAUAUGACCGUCACCGCGUGAAGCUGCACCCGCUGCUGGGUGACCCCAACUCUGACUACAUCAACGCCAACUACAUCGACGGCUACCACAGGUCCAACCACUUCAUAGCCACACAAGGGCCCAAGCAGGAGAUGGUGUACGACUUCUGGCGCAUGGUGUGGCAGGAGCACUGUUCCAGCAUUGUGAUGAUCACCAAGCUGGUGGAGGUGGGCCGGGUAAGCGUCCCUGUUCCCAUGCCAUGCCAUGCCAUGCCAUCCCUGCUGGAAGCUGCUUCUGCAGAGCCAAGCCCCCAUCCUGUGCUCUCCUUGCAGGUGAAAUGCUCCAAGUACUGGCCGGAUGACUCCGAGAUGUACGGGGACAUCAAGAUCACGCUGGUGGAGUCAGAGACAUUGGCUGAGUACGCUGUGCGCACCUUCGCCCUUGAGAGGCGCGGUUACUCGGCCCGGCACGAGGUGAAGCAGUUCCACUUCAUGUCGUGGCCCGAGCACGGUGUCCCCUACCACGCCACAGGGCUGCUGGCCUUCAUCCGCAGGGUGAAGGCGUCCACGCCGCCCGACGCCGGCCCCGUCGUCAUCCACUGCAGUGCUGGCACAGGGAGGACUGGCUGUUACAUCGUCCUGGAUGUGAUGCUGGACAUGGCCGAGUGCGAGGGCGUCGUGGACAUCUACAACUGCGUGAAGACCCUCUGCUCACGGAGGAUCAACAUGAUCCAGACGGAGGAGCAGUACAUCUUCAUCCACGAUGCCAUCCUGGAGGCCUGUCUGUGUGGGGAGACCAGCAUCCCUGCCAGCGAGUUCAAGCCCACCUACAAGGAGAUGGUGAGGAUAGAGCCGCAGAGCAACUCCUCACAGCUGCGGGAGGAGUUCCAGACCCUGAACUCGGUGACCCCACACCUGGAUGUGGAGGAGUGCAGCAUCGCGCUCCUGCCCCGCAACCGGGAGCGCAACCGCAGCAUGGACGUCCUGCCGCCCGACCGGUGCCUCCCCUUCCUUAUCUCCGUGGAUGGAGACAGCAACAACUACAUCAAUGCGGCCUUAACUGAUAGCUACACCAGGAGCGCUGCCUUCAUCGUCACCCUGCACCCGCUGCAGAACACCACCACCGACUUCUGGCGGCUGGUGUACGACUACGGCUGCACCUCCAUAGUCAUGCUCAACCAGCUCAACCAGUCCAACUCUGCCUGGCCCUGCCUGCAGUACUGGCCCGAGCCGGGGCUGCAGCACUACGGCCCCAUGGAGGUGGAAUACAUCUCGGGAGUGGCGGAUGAGGACAUCGUGUCCCGGCUCUUCCGAGUCCAGAACGUCACACGGUUGCAGGAGGGGCACCUGAUGGUCCGGCAUUUCCAGUACCUGCGCUGGUCAGCCUAUCGAGACACCCCAGACUCCAAGAAGUCCUUCCUGCACCUCCUGGCCCAGGUGGAGAGGUGGCAGAAGGAAAGUGGUGAUGGCAGGACUGUGGUGCACUGCUUUUGGAGGGACUCCUCAGGUUGCUGCAAGCCCUGUCCAUCCCUGUCCUCCCAGUGGGAUUGGCUCAUGAACACCGUGUGUGUUCCCCUCGGAUGGGACCCAGCACAUUCACAGAUGGGGAGAGACAGCAGGAAUGGAGGUGGCCGGAGCGGCACCUUCUGUGCCUCCACCAUGAUCCUGGAGAUGAUCAAGUGUCACAACAUGGCAGAUGUUUUCUUUGCUGCCAAGACCCUCCGCAACUACAAACCAAAUAUGGUGGAGACCUUGGAGCAGUACCAUUUCUGCUACGACAUAGCACUGGAAUACCUGGAGUCCCUGGAGACCAGAUAGCACCUGGCCAUGAGAGGGGCAGCAAGGGCUUGUGCAGGGGCCGUGCCAGCCGCGCUUCCCAGCUGGGCGCUGCGUCCCUGCUCGGGGUGGGGAGGGAAACAGCAAAGGACCCACCAGGAAACGUCGGAUCCAGCAAACGAAAGGACAUGGAGAUGUGUUGGCCACUCUCCGUCUUCAUCCUCCGCUCUCCAUCUUUCCUCCCUGCCCUGGGCGUGUCUGAGUGGGUGAAUCCCACAGCUCAUCCGGUUCCUUGGAAUCACAGCCUGGGGUUGGUGUGUGUGGGAUGCGGCCCUGCGGUGCUGCUGGGUCUCUGGAGCUGCUGGAGAGGAGGCCAGGGAGGGGAGGAAGAGGAGGCCAGAAGGAGCUGAGGCUGUUUCCCAUCAGAGAAGGAUGGACACUGGGAGAUGUUGCUCUUCUGUGUGCGGAAUUGAAGCUGCUCCUCGACGAGCCCGGAGGCUGCUGGAGGUUUUCCCUUGGUGGGACUCGCUCUGAGCUGGAGCACAGAUCCCCCAGGAGCUCCUGAGUUUCUGCCUGUUGGCACCAUGAGUUUGAUCCUGUUUCGGUUCUGUGAGUCCGACCCUCUGUGUAUCCAGCCCUGGCCAGACAGGGAUGAGGGAUGGGGUCACUGGCCAUGCACUGUCCCUCUGCAGGGACUGACCUGGACCCUCCACCCUUGCAGAGGGUUGGAGGGGAUGGUUCCUCAGCAUCUCCACACCUUCCUCUCCAGCUGUAGCAGUGAAUUCCUCCUGAUGUCCCACAGGCACUGGCCCAUGGGUCUGGUUUUAACCCUUCCCUUGUGCGUCACUGCAUUUGAAGCAAAAUCCUCAAAAUUCGUAUCCAUCCCAAAUACUUCUGGAUGUCACCCCUGGGCAGUUACCCAUUGAUGCUCUUGGCUUCUGCUGGGGCAGGAGGGUCGAUUUUGGGGUGGUGUUGGGUUGGGCUGAGCUGUGCCAAAGCUGUGGCCGUGUGUUGGGGCUGGGCAGGGGGAGGGCCCCACACUCCUGUGCCAUCGGGGCUGGUGGCUGAAGGUGCCUGAUGCUUUUUAGCUCCAUCCUGCUGCAGGUGGGUAUGAAAUGGCACUUCUUCCAUCUGAUGGUGUGGUAAUUACAGGGAUUCUGCUCUCAGCCUGGUUGCAAUAAAAUAAAUGGCCUUGGGAAGGUGCAGCCAGAGGGAUCCAGGUCUGGGAACGGAGGGGAGGUUGGUUCUGUCCUGAGGGCCAGGCAGAACCCUUCACCAUCACUUUUGGGGGAGAUGGAGCAGAGCAGAUGAGAAACUCUUCUCCAGAUGCUGGAGGUUGCAUGUGGGCAGCCCUGUUCUUCAUCCAUCUGCCAUCCUUCAUCCCCCAUCCGUGUUCCCCCCAUCGUCCAGCCACGCCUCCCCAGGGCAGGGGCAGCUUCCCCGCCCUGCCUGCCUGGGGCUGCCAGUCCAUUGCCAGGGAAUUCUCCCCAGGGAAUCACGGAGGCUGCACAGCUGAAAGGGCUGGAGGAGCAAACCCAGGAGCUGCUUCCAUGCACCUUCCAAGGGUGAAAGAGAGCAGGAAGAGCCAUCCCUGCCCUCUGUGCCCUUGGACAAUGUGCCACCACUGUGGUGAUGGGCAUUUCAGCACCACCCCUGACCCUUGGUUCCACCACCUCGUCCCUGAGGAAUUCACAGUGUGACAAUAACUUAUUCCAAGGGCUAUAUGACAUCAUUCCUUCCUUCUUCCCAUCCCUGCUGUCUCACGUGCUGUGUGCCCAUUCUGUUUUGUCACCAAAAGGUCUUUUUUACCCCCAAAUGGUCCAGUAACACCAGUACCUGGUAAAACCAGUACCUGGCUACCCCAGAACCCACACUGGGAUAAAUUAGUGUCCUUUUCCCAGUCCCCAUCUCUCCAUAGACCUGCCUGUGCUGUCCUGGGGAAGGUGCUGUAUGCUGGGUGCAGAAAUGGUGUGGUUUUGUAUAAAACAGCUGAGCUGAGCCUCUGACAUCCCUGGGAAUGGGAUGGGAUGCUCUGGGGGCUGUUCAGCCUUGGAGCUGGAGGGAUGCUGCUGCCUGGGCCACGCACAUCCUCCCCGUGCUCCAGAGGGAGGGAGCAUCCCACAGGGCUCUGCAGGUAAAGUAUUGCCAGAAAGAGGAAAAGGAGGGGAGUUGAAACCCCAGUUCGUCCUACAGAGACUGGAGGAGUUGUAUAUAUGUUUUAAAAUCAAGAUUUUUUCCUUUUUAUUUUGAUACCUCCUUGCUGGGUGUCUCUGGGUUUUUAGGGCAUCUCUGGUGAAGGGCAGAUUUUGAAAUCCAAGUGCUAUAAAACCCAACCCAUCUCCAACUCCUACUGCCAUGCUCCUCUGACACGAGGCAAGGACAUCCUGUACAUAGGAAUAUAUAUAGAAAUCUAUAUAUAAAAAUAUAAAUACUGUUCUUAAGAUGGAUAAUGUUUAUUGGUAUUACAGAUUGGAGUGGUGCUUUUUUUUUUUAAUAAAAACAAAACAAAAAAAAAGGAAAAAAUAAAAACCCAAGAAAAACACCAAAUUGGAACAAUUUUGUCUAUAUGCAGUCAAAGUGAUCCUAAAAGCUGGCAGCAUCCCAGAGCUGGUGCCAGAGGAACUUGGGACCAUGAGGCAGGAUGGAGCAGUGGGACCGAGGGAGGGACAUGCCUGAUGUGGAUUGUACCACACAUCCAGCUGUUGUUAAUGGUUUUAAAUUUUUUUUUGUUAUUAUAUUAUUAUUUUUGGCUUUCUUUUAAGAAAAUCGGUUGCAUAAAUAAAUGUUCCAAAUUUG